Molecule: messenger RNA, 1126 nt
Organism: Ricinus communis (castor bean)
Lineage: Eukaryota; Viridiplantae; Streptophyta; Magnoliopsida; Malpighiales; Euphorbiaceae
Product: cucumber peeling cupredoxin
Exons: 2
Coding region: 263-904 (213 amino acids)
Cellular component (GO): plasma membrane
Molecular function (GO): electron transfer activity
Source: RefSeq, a predicted model, not a curated record
AUAGUCGCAAGUUGUCUGAUAAUUAAUCAAGAAGCUCAAAUGUAUGUAAAUGUAACCAAAAAUUAGAACAAAGGAAAUUGAACAAAAAAGUGAUGUUGCAGUCCAGAAGUACCGUUUGUGGACCCACACCCAUGUGACCCACAUCCAAACCAGGAAUCGCACCACUCUUCCUCCAUUCCAUAUCAUCACCGUCCUUUUUCUUUUUCAAUAAAUAGCUCCUCAUUAAGCUUGCCGAAAUCAUCAUCAGGAGAUCAAACCAGCCAUGAGAGUAGCUACACUUGUGCAGUUAACGUUCACUGCGUUCAUGAUCACUGCAGCCGCAUCGCAGACCCCUUCAACCGUGUAUACCAACCACACUGUAGGCGAGAAGGCCGGCUGGUUCUUCAACUCCACCGCUAGCACCCCUGCAGUUAACUAUUCCUCCUGGGCCGCUUCUCAAACCUUCAAUCUAGGAGACUUUUUGAUUUUCAACACAAACACCAAUCAGACGGUGAUCCAGACCUACAACGAGACAACAUUUAGGAACUGCACAAUCGACGAAUCAUUGGAUAAUGAUACGAUCCAGUACGAUGGUGGAAACACAGCGUUUGGCAUAGCGUUGACAAUCUCUGUACCGUUGACUAUUGAAGGUCCAAAUUAUUUUUUCUCAGAUGGCGAAGACGGCAAUCAGUGUCUUCAUGGAAUGGCCUUCGAGAUCCAAGUCAACCGCGGCCUUGGCUUACCUCCCAGCCUUAAUCAGCCGCCGCCCCCACCAUACAGAGAGCCUGAUUCUGCUCAGUCGCCGCCGAUUCCCAUUCAAGGUGGACCGCAGUCAUCGGGGAAUCUUAGGGUUAAGGAUCUUACUGGUGCGGGUGGAGUUGCAUGCGGCCUUCUCUUUAUCAUCGCAGGUUGUGCUCUGUCUUAGACAAUUAUUGACACUGGUGGUAAAAGAGGUGGGUUAUUUUUUAAAAAUGAUUGUUCGGUGUGUUUGGUUAUCCGAAUAGACGUGUCGGCAAAAUAGGAAAUCUUUGAGAGGUUGUUAGGGUGUUAAUGUAGGAUGCACUUCUUCAGUUUAAUCAUAUACCCUCUAAACGGAUUACAGAUUCUCUAUCAAGUAAAAGGAUAUAAUUCGAUUUUUUGAAACCAA